AUGGAGAUGGUAGCGGUUGCAGGUAGCAGCGAUGGUAGUGGUUUGCAGAAGGAAGGAGGGAUAGAAGGCAACGGAUAUGGGAAUUUUAUGGGUCAAAGGCCUAACAUUGAAACUAUCAGAGAGUUUGUGAAGAAUAAAUGGUGCUUUAAAGGGCAAGUGGAAGUUGUUGCUCUGCCUAAAGGCUUCUUCUCAUUUUAUUUUUCGUGUGAAGAAGAUAUUGUUGUGGUUCACUAUGGAGGGCCUUGGGUUGUUGGCAAGUCAUCAUUGGCUUUGAAGAAAUGGACUCCAAAUGGAACUAAUUUUGGAAGUUUCUUUGAAGUCAUCCCUGUUUGGUUCAGGCUUCCUGGGCUCCCUAUGGAAUUUUGGAAUGAAGAUGUGUUCAAAGGAAUCACAAGCUCUUUUGUGGAGUUGUUGUCACUAGACUAA
Messenger RNA from Cryptomeria japonica (Japanese cedar), 426 nucleotides. RefSeq lists its product as uncharacterized. NCBI's taxonomy places the organism in Eukaryota, Viridiplantae, Streptophyta, Pinopsida, Cupressales, Cupressaceae. The record is from RefSeq and is a predicted model, not a curated record. The coding region runs from base 1 to 426 and encodes 141 amino acids. The transcript is spliced from 2 exons.